Molecule: messenger RNA, 1379 nt
Organism: Sceloporus undulatus (fence lizard)
Lineage: Eukaryota; Metazoa; Chordata; Lepidosauria; Squamata; Phrynosomatidae
Gene: SPEGNB
Product: SPEG neighbor
Exons: 4
Coding region: 1-747 (248 amino acids)
Biological process (GO): homophilic cell-cell adhesion; synapse organization
Cellular component (GO): axon; plasma membrane; neuronal cell body
Molecular function (GO): axon guidance receptor activity; protein binding
Source: RefSeq, a predicted model, not a curated record
AUGCUAACCCUGCUCUUUCCCCUCUCCUGCCCUCAGAUGUCCAAACCUGCCCCCAAGAAGGCUGCGGCUCCUCCUCCACCGGGAUUCACUUUGGACAUUAAUGACCCUCAGGUGCAGAAUGCUGCCAUCCGCAUCCAGGCCUCCUAUCGUGGGCACAGGUCCCGCAAGGAACUGAAGGAGAAAGGCCCCCCACGGGUGCUGGAGAACCUCAAGGAUGUGAUGCUGAUAGAAGGGAGUGCAGCCAAGCUGGAAUGCCGCAUCAGUGCCUUUCCGGACCCCUUCAUUCGCUGGUUGAAAGAUGGCGUGGAACUCAAGGAUGGCCCCAAGUACCGUUACGUCUUUGAGGACCCUGACAUUGUCGCCCUGGUGGUGCGUGACGCUGCCCUUCCCGACUUGGGCAAGUACACCAUCUCCGUGAAGAACCCCUUUGGAGAGUGCUUCGAUUCAGCACGCCUCCUUAUAGAAGUGCCUGCCAAGAUUGAGAAGGGCCCAGAAAGCACAAAGGCUAAGAAAGGCAGCACUGUUAAUCUGACCGCCCAUAUCAGUGGAGAGCCAGCACCUGAUGUCGGCUGGGCCAAAGAUGGUGAGGAUAUUGAAGAGGAUGAUCGGGUGUACUAUAAUAUUGGCAGUGAUUCAACCACUCUCACUAUCAAAAAGGUGACGCCAGCUGAUGCUGGGAAGUAUGAGAUCUUUGUGGAGAACAGCCUGGGCAUGGACCAGUCCUUUGCGCGUCUUGAUGUGAUUUGAGCUCCAGCUUUCCAUCGAUACAGGUCCCCACCCCAACCCCCACUUUCUCCCCAUUCUUGCCAAGUAUGGUCCAGAGUGCUGUACAGCCCAGCUGUGGGAACAAGCUAGGCAAAGAGAAGCUAAUUCCUCUUCUAGUGGUGCUGUCAGGCUAUCUUCUUGUCCCCUGAUGGUGCAGUGGAACCUCCCUUGUUUCUCUCCUUGCAUCUAUGGCUCUUUUUUCAGCAUAAUUCUGCUUCACCGUGGGGGCACAAUAUCUUCCCUUCCUUCACUUGCAGACAGCAAUUCCCCUCACUGCUCAUGGGCCGAAUCCAUUUCCCAGGCAAUGGGGGCAUUAUUUUACCAGUCCACCCCAUAUCUAGGGCAGAUAGGUGGGGGACAUGCAGCUUUCUCGAUCUUAGCAGACUACAAUCUCCAUCUUCUCUCAUCAUUGGCUAUGCUGGAUAGGGCUGAUGGGAGUUGCAGUCCAACAACUGAAGGGCCAGACUUUGGUCAUCCCAGGUCAGGGGCACACAAGGAGACAUGAAAGCCUGAAAUCUCCUGAAAGCAGUUUUCCCCCAGCACUUCAGAAUGAAUGAAGCAUGCCAGGAGCCUCCAGACUCUUUCUCAUCUGUUUUCUUGCUCUAUGAAACUCA